This is a messenger RNA of Poeciliopsis prolifica (blackstripe livebearer), 682 nucleotides long. It is a transcript of the gene dnaaf19, whose product is annotated as coiled-coil domain containing 103. The transcript has 3 exons. Gene Ontology annotation, biological process: epithelial cilium movement involved in extracellular fluid movement; determination of left/right symmetry; inner dynein arm assembly. Bases 245 to 487 code for a protein of 80 amino acids. The record is from RefSeq and is a predicted model, not a curated record. Gene Ontology annotation, cellular component: outer dynein arm. Lineage: Eukaryota; Metazoa; Chordata; Actinopteri; Cyprinodontiformes; Poeciliidae.
GCCAUGGAGACGUUUUGUUGAUUCCGAGCUUGAAUUCAACUGAACGCGGAGGAAUCAGUUCACUGUUCUGUUUCAAAGUCUCAUAGCUUCUGAAUCGACCCACUUCUGUGAACCGACUGGUUCUGAUUCGACCCAGACCUGGUCAGAUCAGCUAAACCCGGACCCCUGAUUUGAAGCUCGCACAUGCGUACUAGCGUCUUCUUUAGGUUGGGGAUUUGACUGUCUCUCUUUUUAAGGUGUAGUGAUGUCACAGCGCGACAUCAUUGAUUUUUCUGCGCUGGAGAAGGAGCUCAAGGCGGCGGUGGAGUCUGAGAGAAAAUACCAGCGGGAAAACCAAGCGAAGCUGAGGGCGGUGAGCCAGGGAGUGGAUUACGAUCAGUUCAGAGGUCUGGUUCUGACCUCUCACCUGAAGCCUCUGGACAAGAAGGACAGAGACGGAGCUCCACGGAAACAACCAUGGAACCCUGUAGCUCCUGGAAACACGUGAUGGACGAUCACUCCAGGCGGCACGGACCAAUCUCCAUCCACUAUAAACUCUGCUGUUCAUUCAGGUUUAUGAACAGUUUAGCUUCAGAUGUUUUAUUUUAAACAUCAAUUUGAUUUUAAUCUGUUUAUUAAACACCAAGAACUCCACAUGUAAGCUCACAGUUUCUAAUAAACUUCUCAUUUAAAAAUUGCUGCA